Capsicum annuum is the source of this 1488-nucleotide messenger RNA. Its product is annotated as protein SYM1. The record is from RefSeq and is a predicted model, not a curated record. Gene Ontology annotation, cellular component: membrane; cytoplasm. The coding region runs from base 158 to 1132 and encodes 324 amino acids. The transcript has 7 exons. Lineage: Eukaryota; Viridiplantae; Streptophyta; Magnoliopsida; Solanales; Solanaceae.
AAAAUGUUUCACACAUUUUCUAGUUUUUUCUAGGACUAACUCCUCCCCGCCCCCCUCCCCACCCCCACUCCCCAAACCGACCAAACUACCUAAGUACAUCAUUGGAUUUAUUUCAUUUUCCUUUUCAAACUUGCCUUCUUACAAUCAACCAAUCAUCAUGUCAGCACUCAACAAUUUUGCUUCUCAUGUCCUCUCAAAAAAAUCCCUUCAACAAUCCAAAAAAACUCCAACUUCCUUCAUCAACUUUUCUCAAUUCUUCACUAUACAAAAUUCACCAAAAACCCCAUCAAGAAUUAGCCUUGUUUGUCCAAUAAAUGCUGUCACAGAAGAUAGAGAAGCAAAGACAAGUCAAGAAAAUGAAAAGAAAGAACCAAAUAAAAAUUAUACUGAAGUUGAAAGAAAAAUCAAGAAUAGUUUAUUGUCCAUUUUAUUGGAUAAAGAUAGGUUUUUUAAUGCUGCAAUUGUACUUGGUGCUGGUACACUUGCUAUUACAAAGUUGCUUACUAUAGAUCAUGAGUUUUGGCAUGGAUGGACACUUUACGAGAUACUAAGGUAUGCCCCGGAGCACAAUUGGAUUGCAUAUGAAGAAGCUCUGAAAGCAAAUCCUGUAUUAGCUAAAAUGGCCAUUAGUGGUAUUGUCUACUCUGUAGGAGACUGGAUCGCUCAAUGCUAUGAAGGGAAGCCUCUUCUUGAAUUUGACCGGACGCGCAUGUUUAGAUCUGGUCUCGUUGGAUUUUCGCUUCAUGGUUCCCUUUCCCACUACUAUUACCAAUUUUGUGAGGCUCUUUUCCCAUCCAACGAUUGGUGGGUGGUUCCUGCUAAAGUUGCUUUUGACCAAACCAUCUGGUCAGCAAUUUGGAAUAGCAUCUAUUUUGUGGUCUUGGGUUUAUUGCGCUUUGAAUCUGCAGCCACUAUUUUCGGCGAACUCAAAACCACGUUUUGGCCGAUGUUAACAGCAGGGUGGAAACUUUGGCCGUUCGCUCACCUAAUAACUUAUGGAGUUAUUCCUCUUGAGCAAAGACUCCUUUGGGUGGACUGUGUCGAACUGGUUUGGGUUACUAUUCUCUCAACUUACUCAAAUGAGAAAUCAGAGGCGCGGAUAUCUGAAGAAUCGGAAGCUAAAUCUGAUUGAUCGUCAAGUAAAUUGCACAAGGAUUAAUCGAGCAAGCAACUUUACGGAUUCACUGAGUUUUAUUAUCAAGUUAAAGUAAAAAAAUUAGCCAGCCUUUGAGAAAGCUACUUACUUUUGGAAAAGUGUCUAGUAUAAGCCAGUAGGUUUUUAUUAUUAUUACUAUUACUUGCUCUACUUGGCUUUAUUUACCUCUUGGUGAAUGGGGGAAGAUAUAAAAUGGGAGAAGUUAAAAAGAGGAGUUUAAUAUGUGAAGAUAGUUUCUAUGUAUAUAUAUGUAUAUGCACUUCUGUAAAUAUGCAGAGGAACAUCAUGUAGUAUAAUUCAGUCAAAAUAUAUCCAUCCUGUAUACAAAUUUA